UGAGACUGCGGCGAGGCAGAGGGAGAGAGAGAAGAAGAAGAAGAAGCAUUCCGACACACUAUCUCCCGGCUCCAGUAAGGAAGCGAGCGGCAGGCUACAGCACACCCGAAUCGAGGCAGAAGGACGCCAGCUGAUAAUGAGAUGGAGCUUGUUGGAAGCUACCACAAACUGACCCACGGUGACCACUUAGACUCUGGAAUAUUUGAAAGCGAGCACAUCAGGAGCAGGAAGGCGGAUCGAGGGGGCUUCUUGGACAAUGUUAUUACUGAGCAGGUGACCACUAAAGUGACUUCCCUACCUCCAAGAGCCACGUAUAGCUCCAGUUCCUUGUCUCGGCGGACGGGAGCAGAUGUCAUCGGAUCGUCCAAUAGCUACCUCGUAGGGACCGGACGAAGCUCCUCCGGGGGAUAUUCCCGCACACGGUUCCCGAGCUCCUCAUACUCAGUCUCACCAGACACCACACUGGAGCGUAAAACUGCCUUCUGCCGGAAUGUAGGAUACGAGGGAAGUUCCAGUGGGAAUUCAUCCCCCGAACUCACCAGAAAAGACUUCAGUACCAGGGGCAGGAGUCAGAGUCGAGAGAGCGCGAUCCGAGCCCGGCUGCAGAGCGCAUCGCCCAACGGACGCUGGACAGAGCUAGAAGACGUGAAGAGAUUGCUGAAGGGGAGUCGAUCAGCCAGCACCAGCCCUCCGCGGUCAGCCCCCAACACCCUGCCCUAUCCCAAAAAGGCCGUCGUAGAGACGAAGAUAGUGAGCGCCAGCUCCCAGUCAGUGUCUGGACGAUACGACACCGCACUCCUGGACCCGGCUUUGCCCAGCUUCACCUGGACGUCGACGGUGCCUCCGCUGGGCUCCAGAGUGGGACUGACAGAGUACCGAAACAACCUGUCCACCACCGGUACACAGGUGUUAACCACAUCGGGGUCCUCCGCUGUCAUAGCGCACGGACUCCAGAACAACAAAGCGACUGUCCCGGCGACGUCGAGUGUGGCGCUGACUACCUCAACCGUCCAGGGAGUUCAGAACAAUUUGGUAUCCAACACCGGUACACUCAGUUGCUCCUCACAGACCCUCGGCACUCAACCCCAAGUCCUCGGGGUGCAGAAGAACCAGGUUUCCAACUCGAGUGCGGUCUCCACCAGCCACAACAUCUCAACAGUGAGCCCGCUGAGCUCGGACAACCUGCUUCAGAAGGACUAUAAGUUUGUGCUGUUGGAGAAGGAGAACGCACCACCGCGGAAGGAGACGGAGCUUCUGAUCAUGACCAAGGACAGCGGCAAACUCUUCACCACCUCGUCCAGUGCUUUCACCGCCGCCUCCGUGGAUGAAGCCUUGAAGAAGGAGCCAGUGGUGUUGACCAGCAUAUCAACCAACAAAUCCCAGUCAAAUGGAGGCAUGGCGACUAAGGACAAAGCGACAUAUGCGGAGAUCCGCUCGGACGAGGAGAUGGACACUCUCCCCGCCUGGUGUUCCUGCUGUCGCUGCUGUUCGUGGUGGAAGUGGCUGCUGGGACUCCUGCUGGCCUGGUUGUUUCUGCUGGGGCUGCUCUUUGGCCUCAUCGCACUGGGGGAGGAGAUGCGGAAGCUGAAGGAAAGGGUCAGUCAGCUGGAAUCGCCGACCAACCUGAAACUGUCCAGCGAGCUCCGGCCCGCGGACAUCCAGGCAACACUCUGGGAGAAGGUCUCGGCCAAGCUGCAAUCCCAGGAAUAUCAAGAUUCGAUAAGAGGCCAUCGAGGGGCACCAGGGGUUAAAGGUGAUGCAGGAGUCCCCGGAAUACAAGGUCUGCUAGGUCCACGCGGGAUUUCUGGACAGGACGGGCAGAAAGGACAAAAAGGAAGUGCAGGAGAGCACGGAGAGAAGGGAGCGAGAGGCCCUCCGGGCAAUUCUGGGUUCACUAUGAAGGGCGAGAAGGGAGAGAGAGGGGAUGCAGGAACACAAGGACACCCAGGAAUGAAAGGUGCAAUGGGACAACAGGGAGCUCCUGGCCAUCAAGGUCCUCCCGGAACACCUGGCUUCAAGGGCGAUCCUGGAGCUCCAGGUCCUAAAGGUGACAGAGGACCAAGCGGCUCUCCUGGAUCCAAAGGUGACACAGGAGAACGAGGAUCUCGCGGGAUACAGGGUGAAAGUGGUCCUCGGGGACCGCCUGGGGCCACAGGAGAGCCUGGCCAGAAGGGUACAACUGGUGCAGAUGGAAUCCGUGGUCCCCGAGGUGAACAAGGACCCCGAGGGUUACCGGGAAUGCCAGGAGACCCCGGAUCACCUGGCGAGCCCGGAACUCCAGGGAAGGUCAUCAGUUCUGGAGCGAAUUCGUUUAUAUCAGGACCCCCUGGACCGCCUGGACCUCCCGGACCCCCAGGCCGAGCAGGUGAGAGUAUUAUUGGACCCCCGGGUGCAGAGGGACCUGCAGGCCCUAAAGGAACCUCAGUGGCCGGACCUCCUGGACGCCCUGGACCCGCCGGACCCCCGGGACCCCCUGGACCACGAGGACACCAAGGACUCCAGGGAUAUAAAGGUGAGCGUGGUCAGCCAGGAGAUCCGGGCGCCCCUGCACAGGAUGGAGAGAGGCUCACUCAAGGGCGUCCUGGACCUCCAGGACCACCUGGACCACGCGGAUACAAGGGAGACAAAGGAGAACGAGGGGACGUCGGAAUCCCAGGUGCUCCCGGAAUUCCCGGGCGAUCUGCAGUCGUUACUGGCAAUGGAGGAAGUACCCAGGGACCCCCAGGACCUCCUGGUCCCCCAGGUCCACCGGGAGUCUCUGGCAAUGUCAGGCAGCUGGUGAUGGAGACGCUGCAGUCCGAGGGUGUCCGGAACUCCUUGUCCGGCCCGCCUGGACCACCAGGGCCAAAGGGUGAUCGUGGCACACUGGAGCGACACCAGUACCCGGAGAUUGCCAGCCACCUCAUCGGCUACAUCCGGGAUUCAAGGCUCGGUGUGGGACAGCGAGGGCCUCCAGGACCCCCAGGACCCCCAGGGAAACUCUCCGGCGCUGACCUGAUGAUCUACCUGCAAAGGCCGGAUGUUCAGCAAUACCUGCGAGGACUCCAGGGACCUUCUGGCUCAUCAGGAAACGGGAUCAGUCGUGCCGAGCUGGAGGCUUAUGUCACGGAUUUCAGCAGAAGUUGGUUGGCCGGAUCAGGACGCCCAGGACCUCCGGGACCUCCCGGACCUCAGGGACCACCAGGGUCUCUGUCCGUAUCCAGGGAUCUCACAGACUUUCUGCAGGAUGAAAACGUUCGGAGAUAUUUGAAGGGACCUCCUGGACCACCAGGUCCACAGGGUCCACCCGGGAGCCCAGGUUACUUGGAGAGGGAGAGAGUGAGAGACGCACGGCUGGAUUACGGAGACAUCGCCCGCCGGCUGCAGGACUACCUGAGGAGUUCUGGUACAGUCCUCCAGGUGCAAGGACCCCCAGGACCUCCAGGAGCACCAGGAACAUCAGGUUCCAUGUCCAGUGCUGAGCUGUUGGCUCUGCUACAGAGUCCUCAGUUCCGUGGGAUCAUUGGACAACCUGGACCACCUGGACCACGGGGUUUACCAGGCCCCGCAGGACCUCCCGGACUUGGUGGAGGGAACCUUCGUGUCGAAGAUGUUCUCGCCUAUAUUCAGAAUUCAGGUUACAGUGUGAGAGGCCCCCAGGGACCUCCUGGGCCUCCUGGACCCCCAGGGAGUGGUUUCAAUUCCCAGGACCAGCAGCAACUCAGGAGUGAGAUUAUUAAUUAUUUCACAAGUGACAGGAUGAGGCCAUACAUCACGGGCCCCCCAGGACCUCCAGGCCACGUUGUAAUCUCUGAACUGGCCCCACGACUUCUCCAGUACAUGCGAGACAAUGGGCUGAUUGAUUCCCAUGUCGUCACUGGUGGGGGUUCAGGGCAUAAUGGACACCUGUGGCGAGAGCGAACUUACGGAAAUGGCACAGACUUCGAGAACUACAUGAGAGAUAAUGGCUGGACAAGUCACACAUCCCACACUUCGUCCCGGAGCUCGGGCGCGCCUGGGGUAACCAGCUGGCUUCAGUUCGAUUGGGAGAAAGUGUUCAACGGGAACAGGACAGCGUAUGAGGAAUUCCUGCGAGACUACGGCUGGGCAAUGCACGCAUCCCACGGCUCGGGGGCAUCCAACCACAGACAGUUCGAUUGGGAGAAAGUGUUCAACGGGAACAGGACAGCGUAUGAGGAAUUCCUGAGAGACUACGGCUGGGCAAUGCACGCAUCCCACGGCUCGGGGGCAUCCAACCACAGACAGUUCAAUUGGGAGAAAGUGUUCAACGGGAACAGGACAGCGUAUGAGGAAUUCCUGAGAGACUACGGCUGGGCAAUGCACGCAUCCCACGGCUCGGGGGCAUCCAACCACAGACAGUUCGAUUGGGAGAAAGUGUUCAACGGGAACAGGACAGCGUAUGAGGAAUUCCUGAGAGACUACGGCUGGGCAAUGCACGCAUCCCACGGCUCGGGGGCAUCCAACCACAGACAGUUCGAUUGGGAGAAAGUGUUCAACGGGAAUAGGACAGCGUAUGAGGAAUUCCUGAGAGACAAAGGAUGGGCGAUGCACGCAUCCCACGGCACCGCAACAUCCAACCGCAGACAGUUCGAUUGGGAGCAACUGUUCAAUGACAACAAGGAAGCUAUUGAGGAAUACCGGAGAGGUAGCAGAACACACCGUACAUCCUCCAGCUCCUCCAACCGUUUGGGUGGUCCUGGAACCCAAGGCAUUGCUGACAGCACACACCACACGUCCCAUCGAUCCAGUGCUUCCGGGGCACAGUCAUCAGUGUGGAAGGAGGAAACAUACAGGAGUGGCAAUAAGCUGGAGGACUUGAGGAAAGAUCACGCCACACACAGGCGGAGCCGCAAGAGAGCAGCUGCCCUCAAGUAGAUCACCAUCUGCGAGACAAUUCUCAGGCAGUGGUUCGCUCCUGGGCCCACUCUGGAACACAGCAGUUUAACGUCAAAGAAAAAAUGCAUGCAUAUUUCUUCUCUUCUAAUACCGUGGGGUUCUACUAUCCUUCCGUCCUAGCCUGGGGUUCUGAUUAUCUAAUGGAAACUGGUUGACAGUGACUGAUCGUUGUUACUUCCUGAGGGGAUCACCAUGCCGCUGACUAAUGAUGACGUGGCAACAUCUCUCCCGAAGACCCAGGGAUCAGUGUGGGACAGCACCGGCUGAAGAAUGACAGCCUCUUCCCCUCCCCACACAAGCCCAGUGCAAGGAAGGGCCAAGACAUCACUUCCCCCACCUCCCUCCAUCCCAUCCCCACACUCUGAUGUCAAAAGUCAGGGAGAAAGCCCACUACAUCCGGGGAAGCCGGUAACUCUGGAAUUCCAGCUCCUCAGCAGGUUUCCAGUCAGAGGAUGAUUAGGGGAUGAGAUGGUAGAGUGGUGCAGAACAUGGACAAUCAACCAGUACAAAGCCUCAGCAGAGCGGGCUGGUACCAUCUCACACAGCCUCCCUCUGUCAACGGCCUCUGGCUGAGACAGUCUGUCUGUUUACAGAAAGAAGGGGACAGACAGGUUUUCAUGGAUGAGAGAGUCUCCGACAAGGGGCAUGGUUUCAGGACAAGGUGAUGGUACAUAGGAACGAACAUGUUCUAAUAGAGUACAGGGAUUCUGGAAUUUUCCAGCUGAGUACUGAGGAAACUUGGAACAACUAGAACAGAUGAGGACUUUCUUUAGCCAGAAGGUAGUGAAUCUCUGGAUUGCGUUGUCACAGGUAUUGUUAUUAGAAACAUUUAAAGUGAAGGUUGGUAAGUUCUUGACUAGUAAGGGUGUCAAAGGUUAUGGAGAGAAGGCAGAAUGGGGUUGAGAGGGAUAAUAAAUCAGCCACGAUGGUGGAGCAGACAGGCUGAUGUCUUCUGGAGUGUGUUGUGAAGACUGGAACAGAGGUAUUUAAAGAGGAAGGAAAGGUCAGGGUCUAAGGGCGGUGGGGAGCUGACAUCUGAGACCCACGUAGAUCAGCUAUGAACAUAACGAACGGCAGGGCAGGUCUGAUGGCCAACACUGCACCUAUAACCUGCAGAAGGAUGUAGGGGGUGCACAGCCAUUCCUGAGGUGGGGUUUUGAGGGAGUAAAGCUGAGUCUUUGCCUUCAGUCACUGCCCUGGUCCUCCCUCCCCUUGGGCUCUGAGCUUGCUGGAAGCUUUCUCUCUGCUGGUGACGUUCCUGCGUACAUUUGAUUUUUUCAGCUUGCCUUGUUUAAAUUAUAAAAAUUUGGUUUUGGAAUAAACAUUUUAAGAAAGAAAUUGGAGGUAAUUUUUAACAGCCUGCUCUUGAUGAGAUCUCUGUGUGGAGGGACUCCUAUCUGAUCCACUGAAGUCAGAUCUGAACUUGGAACUGAUCAGAUUCGAAUGUGUCAAUGGGUGUCUGAAGGUGGGGAUCCAGUCAGGCAGAGGGUGAGGGGGUGGUGGGAGUCACACCGUCACAGAGCUGCGGCCCCCUUGGACCGCUCAGAAUCACUCCCCCCAUCCACCCAUUCCCAUCUGAGAGUACAGAGCCUGCCUCAUCCUCCUGGGCCCAUGCGCGCUGGCUCCACUUACCACCACAGCCUGGGAUAUUGCCAGGUUUUAUAACCUGCAGAGAUAGGAGCUAAAAUGCCUGAUGAAGCAUGCUGCAUCUCCUUGUUCCACCUGGACAGGUCUGGGAACCGGUCAUCAGUGGAGUUCUGUGUUCCAGGUUGAAAUUCCCACCAUUCUGAUAUGACAGACGCCGGGCAGGGUGACCGAAGCAACUCCACACAUCAUUCCAACCCCGCUGGUAGUCAGUUCACAACAGGAAGCCAGGGAUCUCCUCAGGGACCUGCACACAGCCUCUAGCUCUCAAAUCAGAUGAAAGGUGAACGGUUUUAUAAUCAGCCACUGGUAAUGGGUGGGGCAGUGUACAUGCAGGGAUGCUACCCACAGCCUGGGCUUUCCCACCGUUGUUAACUCACAGAUCCUGGCCCCCCUGAACAGUGGGCAUUCCAACCUGGAAUAUCAGACCCCACUGACAACCAGCUCCUGGUCUUGUUAAGCUGGGUCGAGGGAAAGGGUCAUGCAGUGUGGGGCUUCAUUGGACAUGUUGCGUCGGGGGGGGGGGGGUUGUCAAUUACACCUGCCAUUUGCUCUGUGCUUAAAGCUCUUGCACCCUCCAACCUCUGGAGAUCUGUUUCCAACUCUAGACUAGCCUACCAGUCCCCCGAGCGGUUCAUUAUUCUGCAAACUGUUGCUCUUUCUCUGAUAAACGUUUGAAUAAACUGUC
Mobula hypostoma (lesser devil ray) is the source of this 7228-nucleotide messenger RNA. It is a transcript of the gene col17a1a, whose product is annotated as collagen, type XVII, alpha 1a. Lineage: Eukaryota; Metazoa; Chordata; Chondrichthyes; Myliobatiformes; Myliobatidae. The coding region runs from base 142 to 4875 and encodes 1577 amino acids. Gene Ontology annotation, molecular function: extracellular matrix structural constituent conferring tensile strength. The record is from RefSeq and is a predicted model, not a curated record. The transcript has 60 exons. Gene Ontology annotation, biological process: extracellular matrix organization.